AUGUUGUUUCCCUCUGUCGCCCUCCUUCUGGGCCUGAGUACACUCUCCAAAGCCCUCAGCACUCGUCAAACCAGUGAUGAGUAUGACUACAUUGUCAUAGGCUCUGGGCCUGGAGGGGGGACAAUUGCCUCCAAUGUGGCAAGAGCUGGAUAUUCUGUCCUGCUGAUCGAAGCUGGCGACAAUGCGGCAGAAGAGCCUUUUGGUGCCUACCCGGCAUCUUCAACAUGGGACUUCUUCGUGAAGCACCACGAAGAGGAAGCGAAGACGAUGAAAUUCAGGUUCCUUACCUGGAGAACAACCAGUGGGCAGUACUGGGUCGGCAACUCGGGACAGCCUUCUGGAGCAAAGUUGCUUGGUGUCUAUUACCCCAGGGGCGCCACUGUCGGCGGUUCGUCGAUGAUCAACGCGAUGGUGACGUACCUACCUCCUGAUAGCGACUGGAACUACAUUGCCAAUUUGACCGGGGACACCUCGUGGAGUGGUUCAUCCAUGCGAACGCUGUUUCAAAACAUCGAAAAGAACAACUAUCUUACAAAGGGUACAGCCGGUCACGGCUUCGACGGCUGGUUCCAGACCAACCUCCAGGCUGGUUUUGCUCCAGACUUGGCUUUGUCGCGCGCAGAGGCUUCUGCCCUUGGGAAAGAUUCCAACCAAGUCCAAAACAUGAUCAAUGCCGAUCCGAACUUCCUUGCCGCCGAUCGUGACAAGCAGGUUGGUAUCUGGGGUAUUGCAUACCACCAGAAUGGCCAGGGCCAGCGCUUCAGCUCGCGUACUCGCGUACAAGAGACACUGAACAACAAACAAUGGCCUCUAACGCUCAAAACAAACGCUCUGGCCACCAAGAUCCUCUUCGAUACCAAUUCCACCUCCUGCGGUGGGGCAGUGCCCAAGGCGACGGGAGUAGAGUAUCUCACCGGCCAGUCCGUCUACAAGGCUGACCCGCGCAACAACGGCGCUGCCGGUACAAAGGCCACAGCGCGUGCCCGCAAGGAGAUUAUCGUCGCGGGCGGCACCUUUAAUACCCCACAGCUUCUACAACUUUCCGGUAUUGGCCCGGCCUCGCUCCUCAAAUCGCUCAGCAUUCCCGUGAUCGUCGACUCCCCCGGCGUCGGCGCCAACCUGCAGGACAACCAGGAGAUGCCGGUCGUCGGGCGCUCCCAGAACGGGCAGGGCUCGGGUGGAGGGUACACUUUCAUCAAGACGAACCACACUUCGAACGACGAACGCGACGUCUGGUUCAUGCACGGCGGGCCCUUUCGUGGCUUCUGGCCCCCAGCAACGCGCUUGAGCAACCAGCCGGGGCCCCAGGACGCAGCCGGAACUCUCAGCAUGAGCAUGGUCAAGCAGCAUGUUGCCAACCGCGCAGGCACUGUCAAGAUCACGAGUACCGACCCCCGUGACCCGCCCGAUAUCAACUUCCGCCUGUAUACGCAGGGCCGUGAGACCGACAUGGGUGCCGUCAAGGACUUUGUCGCCUGGAGCCGCCGCGUCCACAAGGCCACGGCUGCUCCGGUCGGUCCAAUCACGACCAUUGAGCCUCCCUGUACGAGCGGCGAGGACUCAAACGGUAGCUGUGGCCAGACCGACGAGGACUGGAUUGAGGGUCAGACCUUUGGCCACCACUGUACGAGCACGGCGGCCAUCGGGCCUGACGGCGAUGCCAAUGCGGUUCUGGACUCCAAGUUCAGGGUGAGAGGCGUGGCGGGGCUGCGGGUUGCUGAUGCCAGCGUGUUCCCCAAGAUUCCUGGCAUCUUCCCUGCCGUCGCGACGUUCAUGGUCGGGCAGAAGGCUAGCGAUGCCGUGAUUGAGGAUGCCACUGGCCUUCACUGCUGA
This is a messenger RNA of Diaporthe amygdali, 1833 nucleotides long. RefSeq names its product choline dehydrogenase. The coding region runs from base 1 to 1833 and encodes 610 amino acids. Lineage: Eukaryota; Fungi; Ascomycota; Sordariomycetes; Diaporthales; Diaporthaceae. Gene Ontology annotation, molecular function: flavin adenine dinucleotide binding; oxidoreductase activity, acting on CH-OH group of donors. The transcript is spliced from 2 exons. The record is from RefSeq and is a predicted model, not a curated record.